Molecule: messenger RNA, 12647 nt
Organism: Periophthalmus magnuspinnatus
Lineage: Eukaryota; Metazoa; Chordata; Actinopteri; Gobiiformes; Gobiidae
Product: protein lava lamp-like
Exons: 2
Coding region: 568-11946 (3792 amino acids)
Biological process (GO): positive regulation of calcineurin-NFAT signaling cascade
Cellular component (GO): Z disc
Source: RefSeq, a predicted model, not a curated record
ACACAUCUCAAAGCAUUUUAUUCCUCAAAACAUUUCUCCAACUUCAAUCUGUAAUAUUGCUGACAGUUAGUCUCCCAUGCGUAACUGUCAACAUGGUUAACUCGGUUUGGAUUUAAAAAUAGUUUGUUGUAAAGCUGUUUGUUUCAUCUGUUGGACACCUGACACCCCAGGAUCUCACAGAGGCACACAUGCUAGUCGCACACUCAUUCUGGCCUGUAUGGUGGACCGCUCGCUCUGGGACAACUUCUCUAUUUCUGUCCCUGAUCCCUGGUCCCAAGUCCCUGCAUCGGUCAAAUGCUCAAACAGUGGAUUCAGGACUAUACUGAGGUUUUUCCAUUAUUGCAUUAUUGCUCGGACCGGUCAAGACUCAAAGAAGACGGAUUGUACUGUUGGGGUUUGGUUUACAUGGAUUUCUCAGUUGGAAUAACCCAAAUGCACCCCUACUGUAAGGACUGAGGAGAGGGCCACAAUGCCGGAAGCUUGAUCCCAGGACUGACCUCCCUCAGACACGUGGGUCUGAAUGACCAGGUCUGAGGCCAGAGCUCUGUGCUCCAGAGAAGCUGCGUCAUGGCGACAGUGGAGAAGCGACGCUCCAGUCGGAAGAGUGGCCAUCGCAAACACAACGAUGGUGGGUACAGUGACACAGAAACAGACCGUGAGGUGAGCAGUCUGACAGACAGGGCCUUUAGGAGCCUGUGCAUUGGAGAUGAGGCCGUGUACAACGACGCCGACCUGAGCGCUUCACCCUGUACACAGAAGGACACAGGCAGACAGGAGCUGAAGAGGACUGCACACGAGAGCUUUAGCCUGCGAGUGCAACAGUAUGGACAGGACUGGAUAUACAGAGGAACGUAUGGAGCAGAGAUUCACAAGGGCCAGCAGUGGGGGGUCUAUGGGGAGAAGGGGGCACCGGAGCCCCCUCAGCAGGCGUACCCCCCAAGAGAACUGUCCCUGUUCAGCAACGGAAUGACAGAGGUGAACUCGCAGCAGCGCCGCAGCCACUCACGAGUCUCCUCUUUAAUCAGGGCCUUUAACUCAGAGGGACAGGGGGACGAGGCUGUGUAUAAUGACGAGACAAGCUGGGAUAAGUCUGCACUGAUGAGUAUCGAGGGGGAGCUGUCCGAGUUCUCAUCUUAUCCUCAAAAUAUGAACGCAGGAUAUUUCCCCUCCGCUGGAAUAUUCUCCUCCCAAAACACAGACUAUUACUCCUCACAGGUGGCAGCCAUUUCCCAGAUGAACUCUGCCUCCUCUUUUAUGAGAUCUUCCCACAGUCUGUCCACACAGGUCAACUCUAACUUCUUCAUUCACAGCGAGUUUAGUCCGUUCAGAGUUUGGAGGGACCAAAACAGGUUUCCCUUCCACGGAGGCCAGGUCUCCGGCUUUAUGCCCUGUUCGGAGUUUCAGAAAUGGUACGAGACGCCUAUGUACAAAGAACUCUCAUUACAGCCACAACAGCAUCCCUCUAUGUUUUCUCAAGGGUGUCACAGGAACACAUUUGCCCCCGCUAUUCCCAUGAAUUCUCAACGUUCAACCUCUGCUUCUACAAUGAUGCACAGAGCUUCCGCAGUGGAGAAACGGUGUGAGUCGGAGCUCACAGGACAAUACAGGAAGCGCACUCAGAGCGUGGGAGCUAACCGGCUACCACCGCAACGGCCCUCCACUGCCUCCCCCUCCAGUGAGAUGUCCAGGCGGGUGCGAGACACAAUCAGCUCUGUGAAAUCCCUCCAACAAAAAAUCAAGAUGAUGGCAGAACACAAUAUAGAGACUCAGAGUCAAGAUGGGUUUUAUAACAAUGAUUAUUUAAAUACAUAUGAUCCAAUGGUGCCUAAUAUUAUGAGUUCUAAUCCUUAUGUAGCUCCAUAUCAGUUACAAAAAUCAUCAGCUUAUGUGCCUCCCGUACCACAACAAUUAUUGCAGCAGCGUUCAGCUUCACCACAACCAGUAGAGCACGCACCUGUCAGGGCAGAAAGUAGAGGGGCAACUCCAGACGUCAAAAUGUCCAGCUACAAGUCAAGAGCUGCCAGCCUCCUUUACAAUCUAAAAGAUAACAGGAAGAGGGUCAAGGCGACUUACAGUCCUAACGCAUUUAAAGGCCAAGAUGCACAGGAGAAAUACAAGCAGGAACCAAAAGACUUUAUUAUAGACGUUCCUGAAUUUUCUACUAAUGAACUUUUGAAUUUGACAGAUGAUAACAGAGGUAACAGAUUAAAUGUUCCACAGUAUGGAUACCAGGCACAUAGUCCAGGAAUGCACACACAGAACUCUCAACCUGGUUAUGAAAUUCCCGUAGACAUGGGUAAGUUAAAUGUUCCGCAAUAUGGAUACCCAGCCUAUAAUUCAGGAAUGCCCCAGAAUUCUCAACCAGACUUUGUAAAUCCUGGAGAAAACAAUACCAACAAGUUGAAUGUUCCACAAUACGGAUACCAGGUCCGCAGUCCAGGAAUGCAUCAGAAUUCCCAACACAUGCAAAAUUCUCAAUACAAAUUUGUAAAUCCUAUGGAAGACAGAGGAAACAGGUUAGAUGUGGGUCAAUAUGGAUACCAGGCUCAUAGUCCGGGGAUGCAGCAGAAUAUCCAGUUCUCACAAUUUCCUCAAAAUACACAUAAUUCCCAACAGCUCUAUUCAGGACAAAACUCCGGUGAAUACUAUAGAGCGCAGAUGCAAGGUGAAGUGGCACCUCAUCCCGGGUUCACUGGAUAUACACAGGAGUAUUACGCAAACACUCAGCUGCCUAAUGGACAAAAUCCUUAUGAAAAUAUAUCAUCUUUUGCUCCAUAUAAGCAAAGUCUGAGUGAUAAAGGAGGAGGGAGUUAUGUAAACCAGCUUGAACAGAACCCAGAAGUGCAGAGGUUUGGUGCAGUCGUCCAGAGCAGAGACUAUGUAAGUAAAGAUAAUAACACGCAGCAAUUUAAUGAAGCAGCAAGUGGGGAAUAUACAGGGCUGGACAGAUAUAAUCAACUAAAAGAGAACAAAUAUGAUUAUAAUAAUGUUUAUUCCCAAGACACGUGGGGGCAGACCAAUAGCCUGCAAAUACAGAAGCCAGGAAUUCCCUCAACACAAAAUUAUCAAAAUAUAAAUGCUUAUUCAAGAACAAAUGCACAGGAAAAUGUCCAAAACUACAAUUAUGAACAAAUGGUAAUGGAAAAUUAUGGCACAAGACCACAUGGGACGGCAAAUGUUUCAAAUCAGAUGGUACAGCAAGCCCCACCUCAUGUGGCAAAUACAGGUAAUGCUGGAUAUAAUACACAACAGCAGCCUGGAACAUAUAGAGAUAUUUAUGCUCCUCCAUCGGCCCAUGAGUUCAAUAAGGAAAUCAAAAUGAAAGAAAAUGAUGCUCCUCGAGACAAUCAUAAAUAUUAUGAUCAGGACUCUAAAAAGCAAAGCAUUGUUUCUAGUCAAGCAGGAAUGCCUAUAUCCACAGAGGAAUUAGGUCAAAGAAAUGACGAGGCCAUAAAAGAGAAUAAGAUGAAAGGCCUGCAGUUGAAAGAGAUUAGACACAUUGAAAAUAGCAAACAGGAGAAGAAAACAGAACAAGAACAAGUAGAGGAUAUUUCAAAAAGAAACAAGGCCACAAAUGAACAGGUCUUUUUGCAACAGAAUAAGUUGAAUGUGCAUAAAGCUGAGAUAAACGAAAUAAAAGGCAGGUCAGAGUUGAAUUCACAGCAACACAAAGAACAUCUGGAAAAAGAAGUAUUUACAAAGUACAGAAGUGCACGAGAUGCAGACCUCCCCACAGCUGAAGAAAUGAUAAAACAGUUACGAGGAGAAAACUCAAAUUCAGACCACACUAAAAUACUGGAGGCGAUAGACAGACAGGAAUGCAUGAUAGAGAGUGAGCCCCAGAGACCCGAGCCAGAGAAGCUGCAGCACAUAGUGCAACAUGCUAACACCGAGGGGCUAAAAGAGGAGCCCAUAAAAUGUGAACUGGCAGCGAGUAGCGAGGAGGCCAGAAUAGAGCAAGUUAAACCUGAGCCCAGUCGUAAGGAGAGGGUCACAACUGAACAGGCCACAGAGACGCAAGUAGGGGCAGAGCAUGUUGAUAGAGUGAUAGAGGAAGACAGGAAUGAAGCCAAACAAGCUGUAACAGAGCUGAUAAUGGAGAGCCAGGCUAAUACAAAGCCAGAAGAAAAUAAAGACACAGAAAUUAUUGAUGUUAAAGAUAAAACACCCGAAACUGAGGUAGAAAAAUCACAAGAAGAAUUAGAAGUUAAAUUUACUGAGGACAUUAAAGUUACUGAUAAUCUCGUAUGUGAGGAACAUGCAAAAACGCAACAAAUACCCAAAGAGGACGCAAUAAAUGUAAAUGAUGUAGAAAGUGUAUCUAAAUCUGAACCUCAACAGCCAGCAACACAUGAACCAGAUAAAGUAGAGCAGGCCAAGACUGAAUUAGCUAAAACCAAAGCGGAGUUGGCCAAAAUAAAGGAACAGAUGAAGGGAGAGCAGAAAGUUGAGAAAGAUGAAGAUGAACAUACUGAGCAAGAAAAUGACACUGCUCAUACAUUGUUCAAAGAGCCACCAGUCACAAGUGUAGACCUCACUGACAGAGGAGCAGAUGACUUUGAACACAUAAGAGAAAAAUAUGGUUAUAGCCAAGCCACCGACAGAAACAAAACUUCCACCGAAGACAAUGUCAAUGAACAGUCAACAAUACCUGGCAAAGACAAACCAAUAGAACACAGGGUGGACACAAACCAGGAUAAAAAGACAAACAGUGAAGUAAUAUCUGAUGCAAAAGAUCACAAUGAAAAAAUUAAGAAUUUGUAUGAUGACACCACAGGAAGUCAAUAUGUUUAUAGUGAAUCAUCUAAAGAUUUUAAAUUAUCUAUUGCCAGUAAUGAGCCAGCUCAUGGAGAGAACACUAGUGAAUAUGUUUUAAACAAAGAAGAUGCUCCAAUUGAUAAAGUGGUAAAAUCAGAUGCACCUCAACCGAGAGAGGAUGCAAAACAACUUAUUGACAGCAAAUGCAAAAUGUCACAAAGUGAUUUGCCUGAUCCUGCAGCUAAAGAGGUCAUUCUUAAAAAUGAUGCAUGCAAGCUGAAUGACCCUGUUCCUGUUCCUGUUGAGAAAGUAGAGAAAUAUGACAUUUCUCAACAAAAAGAUACAAAACAGGUCCCUAUAGAAAGAAAGACAAAGUCAACUGAUCACAAAACAGGUUCAAGUAAAGAAACAUCAACCAAAGGCCUGACCCAUAAAGAAAAGGCUCAAACAAAACAAGAGAUUCUGACAUCAAAGAUCAAGGCUCAUGCUGAAAAAGAAAUAUCUGCAAUCAAAGAAGGUUUCGCCAAUAAAGAUGGACUUAAAAAUCCCACAAAGUCUUUGGGAAUAGGCCAGAAUGCGAGCAUACGACAGAAGCCACCAUCACAGGAAGUCUGCAAAAAACAAGAACGGUCAGUGGAUGGCGACACAAGACAAGCAGACGCUGGUCAGCCAGGAGAGAUUCCACAGAAACAUAUGCAAAACAAUGAGAAUAUAAAAGAAAGAGUGGAGACAGUAACAAAUACAGAGUUACGUACAAGUACAAUGUCAUUUAAAAUGACAGAGAAUCACACAGUGCAAAAGGAUAAAAAAUGUGGUUCUCCCACAGGUGACAAGAAAAUUAAGCCACAAAAUGAGGACAAAUCAAUAAAACAAGAUCAUCUGCGUAAAGGAGAUAGAGUUGAUCUUGAAAACACAGCACCCUCUCUUCAACUCCAAAAUGAAAUCUCUGUGCAAGACAACUCUUUAUCAAUCAUGGGAAUAAUGGUGACAGUGAGAGAAAGAAAUCCUUCAGAGCAAAACAAAGACCAAGAAGUUAAACAUGGCCCAGAAACAAACAUCACAAGACUUUCUGAAAAAGUCAGAGUAAAUGAUCAGGAUUAUACUGAAACAAAGCAUUUUGAAAAAAUGCCAGAAACUCACUCAACGACACACACAAAUUUUACUGACAGCACUACUAAGAAAACUCCCCAACAGGAAAGCUCUUUUCCAAAUGAGAGACCCCAAAGCGAAACACUACUCCCUGACCACCUGGCUGAAAAAGUUGUGCCCCCAACGGUUACAGUACCAGCUAAAAAUAAAGUGCUGGCUGAAACGCAAGCCCUUGCCAACAAACAGGGCAUAAUGGCAGAAGAAACUAAAGUCUGUGCAAACAAACCUCCUAAUGCAGCCCUGGAGACCACUGGCAUCAAAGGUCAAAAAGAGAUUACUGGCAUAAGAACAAUACCUGAAGAGCUGCCCACAACAGAAAUGAAAAGAGUCAUAUCUGUAUCUACAACAAGCAAUGAUAAUACACAAGAAGAUAUCCUGCAUAUUGACAGCAUCGCUAUUCGAGUUGUGCCAGCAGUAACUGAAGAGGUGAACAAAGCUCCACAAAGAACUGCUUCAAAUAGCUCUUUUACUGAGAAAGAAACUCAAAGCAACAUCCAGAGAAGUGUUCCUUCAAAUGAUGAUGUGCAAAAAGUGUUAUCCAGUGUUAAAAAGCAAGCCCAAUUACUGAAAAACUCUAACCAGUCAAAUCUAAGUAAUACAACCAGAGAACGUAGUGAAAAUGAAAAGACUACAAAUGAGGUUGAAACCCAUAAGCCUCCAAUGGAAGAGGGUUACUUCCAGGUUGACAAAAGAGAUACUGGACCACAGAAUAACAGCACAAGCAUGGGACAAAGUUCAGAAGCUGUCGCACAGGAAUCGGAACAACCAAGAUCUCUGCCAAACCAACCUAGUUCAGCAAUCAGGCAAGAUCUGAAUAUUAAAACUUCAAAACAAAUAGACAAUAGUCCAAAUGAUAAAAGUAAUAAAGAAAUAGAGAAACCAGGAGUUGGCCAUUUGCAUCACACUAGAAAACAUCCCAUGGCAAAGGGCAGACAAAGAGGUUUUGUAACACUCCCAGAUAAUAAUGAUAGCAAGGCUGAAGCCAAACCAAAACCAAAAGUCCCAAUACCUGAGAUAUCAGCCCUUGCGGACUAUGCUAGACUUAAAGUGAUUGUUUCUAAAGAUGAUGAAGACACUCUCCAGGAACAGCCCCCAAAUAAAAAGGAAGGCUUUUUUCCGCUUAUUCAGAGCCGCCAUAGCAGACGUCCAGUGUUUACGAUGGACUCACAAGAGGAUCCUGUGAAAGAGAAAAGUUUACAAAAUCAGUCAAGUACUCAAGUUAAAGUGAGCAAAGAACCUACUCCUGUUGUGUUUCCCAUCACAGAUAAACAACACCAAAGGACUGGAAUGUUUAAACUGGAAGCCAAAGAAAAUGCGGACGUACAAAAGAUACAAGAAAGUAAACCAAGUUCAAUGGACCAAACACCAAAAGGCAAAACAAAUAACAAGGAGAAAAAUGCAGAGGAUAAAAUUAAGGAUAUGCUGGAGAAGAGCAGAGCGAAACAAGCUGAAGAAGAGAAGAGAGCUGCUCAGAGAGAAGAAGAGCAGCGAGCCCUCGAGAGAGAGGCCAUCGUGACACAGAUCCGGGAAAGACGCAAGAAACAACGAGAGGCAGAGAGACACAUGGAGGAAACGGCUUCAAAUACAGAAAGGAAAAUGGAUGCUCAGAAUGUUCUUGACCACCAUAAAGAAUCUAACACUGAAGAACAACUAAGAAAUGCAGAGGAACAGAAGAAGAAAGACAUUGUGGAGGAACAUCAGAAAAGGGCUGCUCUAGAGGAACAACACAAAAAGGUGGCUCAAAUUGAAGAACAAAGAAGACAAGCUGCUAAAGAGGAGCAGCUGAGAAAGGAUGCCCUUGAAGAACAGACCAGAAGAGCCAAUGAAGAGCAGCAAAGAAAAGCAGAGGAACAGAAAAAGGCCAUUUUAGAGGAAAAACUGAGAAAGGCUGCUCAGAUGGAAGAGGAAAAAAGAAGAAUGUUGCUAGAAGAACAGCAAAGACAAGCAGCAAUAAUCGAGGAACAGAAGAAAAAAGCCGCUAUUGAAGAACAACAGAGAAGGCUCGCACAGGAACAGCGGCAAAGAAAAGCUGCUCUGGAAGAAGAGCAACGAAGAGCAGCUCAAAAGGAACAGCAGAGGAAGAUGGCGGAGGAAGAGCAGCAAAGACAAGCAGCAAUAAUUGAGGAACAGAAGAAAAAAGCAGCUAUUGAAGAACAACAGAGAAGGCUCGUACAGGAAGAGCUGCAAAGAAAAGCUCAGGAGGAACAGCGCAGAAAAAUGGCAGAGGAAGAACAGCAAAGGAAAGCUGCUAUCAUUGAGGAACAGAAGAAAAGAGCUGCAAUUGAAGAACAACAAAGAAAGAUGGCACAAGCUGCUCAGGAAGAAAAGAAGCAAAAGGCUGCUCUUGAAGAACAGCAAAGAAGAGCUGCUCUGGAAGAACAGACACAAAAAGCUGCUCUAGAGGAACAGCAAAGAAGAGCAGCUGAAACUGAACAGCUCAGAAAGAUAGCAGAGGAAGAACAGCAAAGGAAAGCUGCAAUAAUCGAGGAACAGAAGAAAAGAGCUGCUAUUGAAGAACAACAGAGAAAGCUUGCAUACGAAGAGCAACAGAAACAAGCUGCCCUGGAAGAACAGAAGCAAAAAGCUGCUCUAGAAGAACAGCAAAGAAGAGCUGCUCAAAAGGAACUGCAGAGAAAGAUGGCAGAGGAAGAACAGCAAAGGAAAGCUGCCAUCAUUGAGGAACAGAAGAAAAGAGCUGCUAUUGAAGAACAACAAAGAAAGCUUGCAUACGAAGAGCAACAAAAACAAGCUGCCCUGGAGGAACAGAAGCAAAAAGCUGCUAUAGAAGAACAGCAAAGAAGAGCUGCUCAAAAGGAACAGCAGAGGAAGAUGGCAGAGGAGGAACAGCAAAGGAAAGCUGCCAUAAUUGAGGAACAGAAGAAAAGAGCUGCUAUUCAAGAACAACAGAGAAAGCUUGCAUACGAAGAGCAACAAAAACAAGCUGCUCUAGAAGAACAGAAGCAAAAAGCUGCUCUAGAGGAACAGCAAAGAAGAGCUGCUCAAAAGGAACUGCAGAGGAAGAUGGCAGAGGAAGAACAGCAAAGGAAAGCUGCCGUCAUUGAGGAACAGAAGAAAAGAGCUGCAAUUGAAGAACAACAGAGAAAGCUUGCAUACGAAGAGCAACAAAAACAAGCUGCUCUAGAAGAACAGAAGCAAAAAGCUGCUCUAGAGGAACAGCAAAGAAGAGCUGCUCAAAAGGAACUGCAGAGGAAGAUGGCAGAGGAAGAACAGCAAAGGAAAGCUGCCGUCAUUGAGGAACAGAAGAAAAGAGCUGCAAUUGAAGAACAACAGAGAAAGCUUGCAUACGAAGAGCAACAAAAACAAGCUGCUCUGGAAGAACAGAAGCAAAAAGCUGCACUAGAGGAACAGCAAAGAAGAGCUGCUCAAAAGGAACUGCAGAGGAAGAUGGCGGAGGAAGAACAGCAAAGGAAAGCUGCCGUCCUUGAGGAACAGAAGAAAAGAGCUGCUAUUGAAGAACAACAAAGACAAGCUGCGUUGAAAGAAGAGCAGAGAAGAGCUGCUCUAGAGGAACAACUGAGAAAAAAUAAGAUGGCUGAGGAGGAGCAGCGAAGAAAAGAAGCUCUAGAAGAACAGCGAAAAAUAGCUCAAAUUGAAGAAAUGAGAAGGCAAGCAGCUCACGAGGAGGAGCUGAGAAAGGCUGCUGAGAUUGAGGAGCGUAAGAGAAUUGCAGCUCUGCAGGAGGAGCAACAAAGAAAAGCUAAAUUAGAGGAUCAGAAGCGAAAAGCAGCAAUGGAAGAAAAGAGAAAAAUCGCUCAAAUUGAAGAAAAGAGAAGACAAGAAGCCCACGAGGAACAGCUGAGAAAGGCUGCUGAGACUGAAGAGCUAAAGAGAAGGGCGGCUUUAGAGGAACAAAAGCGAAAAGCUGUAAUAGAAGAACAGAGAAAACUAGCUCAGAUUGAAGAAAUGAGAAGACAAGCAGCUCAUGAAGAACAGCUCAGAAAGAUAGCUGAGGAGGAGCAGCAGCGGAAAAAAGCAGCUAUAAUAGAGGAAGAAAGGAGAGCAGCUCUUGAAGAACAGCAACGAAUAGAAGCUCACAAGGAGCAGCUGAGAAAAGCUGCAAAGAUUGAGGAGCAAAAGAAAAAGGCUGAAUUAGAGGAUCAGAGGCAAAAAGCUGCUAUAGAAGAACGGAGGAGGAAAGAACAAAGGCGAACUCGACAAGAGGAGGAAGAGAAGCAGCUGGCCUAUAUUAGGGAGGAACGAAUCAGAAGACAGAUUGAGGAGGAGAGGGAAGUUGAACUUGAAGAGGAAAUGACAAGGCGACAGCAAAGCUCUGAGCAAAAUCGAACACACGCAGGGAAAGAUACAAGACACUUCAGAAGCCAGGACCUACCCCAGAAUCAGACAGAAAUCAGAGCAAGACCAGCAGUAAAUCAGGAGGAAACAGCUGAAAUGGAGGAGCAGAAAAAUGCAUCUGAUAAAGAAGCUCUCCAAUAUUACUCCUUGACCUCGGCAGAAGCAGAGAAACCCUCACCUCCCCAAAAGAGAAGCAACGCAAAUGGACCUGACACAGUUGAUGAUAUCAGCAGGCCACACGCUUCUGCAUCUCCAGCCACCUCUCAAUCCCGCUCCACCACAGCCUCCCCAGCAUUUGGAACCAAACCCUCCAUGUUCAAAGUUAAAGACAACACACUCCGAGGAUCUUCUCUCACCAAGUCCAUCAAACCACGUUUCCAUAAAAGUUUUGGGGAAGAAUUCAGGGUUGGUUCGCCAAUGGAAAGAGUAUGCGAGAAAAAUGAAGGUGAUCAAGACACACUAAGGUGCAGAACUCCUUCUACCCCUCUCCCACAGUACAGGCCAUUUUCAAGAAGAAGCCUUGCGCUAGAUGAAGAAGACUCACGCUCCAUCAUCAGCAAUAUGUCUGAGGACGUGGAGAGUUUUGCCACCAAUGCAACUGACCUUGCAGAUAUAAGGGCAUUGUACGACUCAGAUAGACCUGAGUCAGCAUGCAGUUUUAGCAGUGAUGUAUCGCGCUCAUUUGGAAAACCUCCUGCAGUUCCUCCUAAGAGUGAAAAGGCUUUGCGGCGAGCUAAAAGACUGGCUACGCGGAGAUCAAAAAAGGAAUUGGCCAAAGAUGUGACAGAGGACUCAUAUGAGGCUUCCAUGUCAGAAGUUGCCAACUCUGAUGUUGUGGCCUCUCCUCAUUUUACAGCUCCAAUUUCCAUAGCGCGCGCUCCACCUGCUGGAUCAAGUGUGUCAUUGUCACACUCAGAACCCUCUCACCAGCGUUCUGUGCAUACCGCUCCACAUGCUACCGGGCCUAUCUCACUUCCCAAUUCAUCCCCACAUACUUCUACUCCAGUGUCUUCAUCACAAAAUUCUGGCUCCUUUUCCACCUCUGCUGCCCCAAGGUCGAUUCCUCAAGUGCCCUCUUCUCCCACUCACCAUCAUACUCCCAAACCAGUCACACAAUACCAAGUUGAAUCUGGCUUUUCACAACCCUACACACAGAGAAGAGUGAUGCAAGAUAUAGGCUCUGGUCAGUAUUAUGUCGUAGACGUGCCGGUUGAGGUAAAAACAAAAACUUUCUUUGACCCAGAAACAGGGAAAUAUGUUCAGUUGAACGUACGUGAGUCUAAUAGAAAUGCCACCCAAAGACAACCCCUACAAGGCUACCCACAAUCUCACAUGAAACCUAAAUUACAUGCCAAGCUACAACCGAAUACUUCAAGCAAUGCACAAUAUCAAGGUUAUUCUGGCAACUCCAAAGGCUACCAGUCCGCUGCCACCUCCUCUGGCCAGUCGAUGACACCAGCAACUGUCAUUCAGGACCAACAACCAAUCAGAUCAAGCAUGGCCCACCGACACGGAGGCCCUGAAACUAGCUAUAGCCCAGAUAAGACCCCUUAUAUGGAUACAGUUAAUAAAGUGGACAAAACACACCAUGCAGUUUACAACACACAGGGAUCUCAAGGGGCAAUCAAAGAAGGUGACAGCCAAUUAGUAAACUCAAGAUAUGGAUCACGUGAUAUUAUUAGUAUGAGUGAACUGGAAGAUUUUAUGGAGGUGUCUGACUGGUGAGAGGAGACUUUACUAUAAGUUGUGUCCAUGUGAUUAUUUUUAAAGGGACAAUAUUUUUAAAUUGAGCUGGAAGGAAGAAUUUGCUGUUAAGACGUGCAAAUGCAGGUGCUGAUAUUACUGGACCUAUCACCAUCUAAAACAAAACUCCACAUGUGGAUUUUCCGUAUCCUUCAGAAACUGUACGCUGCCCGAAUAAUCCAUCAGAUAUUAUGAGAUUUUACAUUGUGAACCGAACCUGUGAAAUGGUUUAGAUAAAAAUUGAAUUGGUGUGUUGUAUUUAAUGCUGCUGCUUUUGAGUUGAUUAAGCCGUUUAUUGUUAUUGAAAAAAAUAUCAUUCCAUUUGACUUAUGAAUGUUGAGAAGCUACGCUAACACUUUAUUGUAUUCUGUUGCAGGUUGUAUGUGAGUGCAAUGCCCAUAUUGAAAGCUAUACUGAUACACAAAUGUACUUAUUUUUGAUCUGCAUGGCAUUUUAAAGAGUGUCCAACAAAAAAGAAGUUUGGAGAUGGUAUGAAGCACUGUUUGGAUAUAAGACAAGAAUGAUGUGAUUUUUUUUUUUUUUCGAACUAUUUAUUUCUUAGUUAAUUUCGGGGUUUCAAGUCUGUGUUGCUGUGUAAAAUGUAAUUUAAAAAAAACACACUAUGAUCACUUAAGCUCAGUGUAAAAAAUAUGCUUUGGAAAUUAUUAAUAAAAACAAGUAGG